AUGCAAAUUUAUGGUCUUUGUUUUGUGAUUGAAAACGAAGUAAAGCCGAUUCCUUUACAGCAUGUAGUCGUUAAAGCUAAUAUCGUUGAUAUGAUCACCGAAGUUACUAUCAACCAGACUUAUAAAAAUGUUGAAAAGGAUACCAUUGAAGCUCUUUAUAA
Messenger RNA from Funneliformis caledonium, 161 nucleotides. NCBI's taxonomy places the organism in Eukaryota, Fungi, Glomeromycota, Glomeromycetes, Glomerales, Glomeraceae. The record is from the annotation of a GenBank genome assembly.